Molecule: messenger RNA, 1094 nt
Organism: Bursaphelenchus xylophilus (pine wood nematode)
Lineage: Eukaryota; Metazoa; Nematoda; Chromadorea; Rhabditida; Aphelenchoididae
Source: the annotation of a GenBank genome assembly
AUGCCAGAAUACGAGCUCUACUACUUCGACUUCCCAUUGCGAGGUGAGGUUGCCAGAUGGCUCUUUGUCUACGGCGGAAUCCCCUUCAAGGACCAUCGAGUCAGCGUGGAGGAAUGGCCAAAACUCAAAGGGAAUAAGAAGCGUAAGCUAUGAUUAAAAAAAGCAAAUCACAACGUAUUUUACAAAGCAUUUUCUUUAUCGACGAGUUUUGCUGUACACACUAUAUCAGUCUGUCAGGAAAAUAUGUAAUGAGCACUCUGUCGCAUCGAAAAUCGUAUCGCCGCCGAGAAAAUCAAUUUUCGUGGCAAAAUCAAAUUGCUUUUCACUUCAGCGACGCGAUUGGAGCAACGACAUUGUGUAUCUAUUAUUUUUCCGACAGGCUGAAAUUAGAGUGUACAGCCGACUCCAAGACAAAACUGGUUGAUAACGGACUUCUCCUGUACUGUUUUGAGACCGAAAAAAUCAUGGCCCGAGCCAAAAAAAUCGGGUUUUGGCCGGUCUAACAAAAAACUACUCCCAAAAGUCAGUCUUAAACUAACAAGAAGGAAGCUUUCCUACAAAGAAACUCAUGUAUUUACGACGUAUUUUUCUAUUUCCGCCACAGACCGCUAUUUUCAGUAUUCCCCUACGGCGUGAUGCCAGUUCUUCACGUUGGCAAUGACCGUGUCGCCGAGUCCCAUGUCAUCAACCGUUUCAUUGCCAGAUUGGCGAAGCUCGACCACGCCGAAGACCCACUGGAUCAUGCUCGGCUUGACGAGGUCUACGAGCUUGUCCGAGCCUUCUACGACGAUGCUUUCAAGUACGUCAUCACUGUGUUUGGAUUCAUCCCCGGCGACAAAAACAAGGCUUUUGAGGAGAUUCUGGUGCCCGCUUUCGAGAAACAUGUGCCUAAUAUUGAGCGCAACAUCAAGGGAAAUGGCUGGUUCAGCGAGCGCGGCAUCUCGCAUGUGGACCUGUUCUAUGGCCAACUUCUGGACAUGCUGAACAUUGUUGCACAGGAUUUUUUGAAGUCCGAACCUGAGAGCUACAAGUUCUGGCAGCGGGUUACCGCGGAGCCACGGAUCAAGGAGUUUGUGGCCAAGAGAAAGCAGUGA